AUGUCCCUCCUCUUCAAAAACCUCCGGAUACAUCAAAUAUUUGGAGCAAAUACCAAUGUGGGCAAAACCGUAGUGACAACUGCGCUCGUGAGAGCCAGUGCUGCGAGAAGGCAGGGAGGAGAUACAUAUUAUUUUAAACCCCUUAGUACAGGUCCUUUGGAAGAGGCUGAUGAUUUACAUGUCCAACAACACACUCGUCGCUGGUCAUCCAAUGUCCACAUAGACUGUUUAUACCGAUACAAUGACCCUGUUAGUCCACAUUUAGCUGUGCAAAUAGCAAAAGCGUCCCCACCGACGACCGAAACUUUCGUUUCCUCUAUUGCUUCCCGCAUCCGACAAGGUGCAGAAAGAGCAAACGGUUUUGGACACAUGUACGUUGAGACUGCGGGAGGUAUCCACUCCCCCACACCGUGCACGCCGAACUUUCCGACACAAGCAGAUGCGUACCGGCCGCUCUUUCUACCUACCAUCCUCGUCGGCGACGCUAAACUUGGCGGGAUAUCUACGACGAUAGCAGCUUACGAAGCACUGAUUCUCAGAGGAUACAUCGUCGAUGCCCUUGUCGUAUUCAACGAUCCAGAUGAGACAUCAAAGUACGGAAAUUCGGAAUAUCUCGACACUUACUUUUCCGAACGCGGUAUUGGUGUGGCCGUACUCCGGCAUCCUCCGGAAAAGUUGGAUAAUGAGGAGCAAAAUCGUUCAAUUACAGAAGAGUACUAUGAUUCUCUACUCCUCAAUCCAUCUCUUUCAAAGCUUCUUGCCCGUCUUGAUACACUCCACAACUGUCGUAUCGCCGAUCUCGAGUCAAUGGGAGAGAGAACAAAGGAGCACAUAUGGUGGCCGUUCGUUCAGCAUGCAAGCGACGGAGGCGUGAACGUGAUAGAUAGCGCGUACGGCGACUUUUUCAACGUUCUCGACUCGAAAUCUUUACCUUCAUCGAACUCUGCUGUACUUCACCCGCAACUCGAUUCUUCCGCAUCUUGGUGGACUCAGACAUUUGGACACACCAACACCCGCCUUACGCUCGCUGCUGCGAGGGCAGCGGGGAGGUACGGCCAUGUUAUGUUCCCCCGCGCCACACACGCACCAGCACUCGCGCUAUCCGAAUACCUGCUCUCUCCAAACGGGCCUGGCCAUGAAUGGGCUUCCAGGGUAUUUUUUUCCGACAAUGGAAGUACUGGAAUGGAAGUUGCGUUGAAAAUGGCGUUGCGAACAUUUGUGAGAAGGAGGGAGGCUUGGUUGAUGUCCAAUGGUUCAACUCCUGAGGGAGGUGAAAUAGAUCAAAAACGUAGGAGGACGUAUGAACGCCGUUUGGGUGUCAUAGGUCUCAAAGGUUCAUAUCACGGGGAUACAAUUGGAACGAUGGAUGCUUGUGAAGAAUCUGGGGUAUAUACAUGUGAAUGGCACGAUUGUAAAGGAUAUUGGUUUGACCCUCCGAGGGUAGUGAUUAGACAAGGUCAAGCUAGUGUUGAAGUGCCCUUCGGCAUGGCCGAGGAACUACUCACUACGGACUCGGCCACGAUCCCCAAGAAAAACACCAAAAAUCUCAUCACUUUUCUCUCUCCUGCACAUGUAUACGAUGUGUCUUCCCGCUUGAAUACACCGCUGUACAAGCUGUACACGACAUAUAUCGCACGGAAGCUGCGAUCUCUUCAAUUUGGUUUCUUAGCACCGGAAUUAGAGAGGGAAGGAUUAUCAGAGAACAGAAGGGUAGAGCCACCAACAGAAUUAGCGGCACUAGUCCUCGAACCACUCCUUCUCGGUGCAGGAGGAAUGAUUUUCGUCGAUCCACUCUUUCAAAGAGCAUUAGUUGACGUUGUGCGGAACCCGAACAGAUUUCCUGUCUCCAGUCUAUCUAGUCAAUCUUCUUCCCCCAAUUUACAGAGCUCGACUAUUGAUGCUCAAGCCAUCGAGUCAGAUCUCCUCGCUGAGCCUCCCUUCCCUCAUCCCCUUCCAAUCGUCUUCGACGAGGUGUUCACUGGUUUUCACCGUCUCGGACCUCUUACACCACAGGCUCUACUGGGUAAUGCCCAUCCGGAUAUAGCUGUUUAUGCAAAGAUGUUGACAGGAGGACUAUUACCAACGGCUGUGACGCUGGCAUCGAAAGAGGUCUUCGAUGCGUUUUAUUAUGCACCCGAGUCUGAAUCCCCUGGGUCUCAAGUUCUUAGAAAGCUGGGAGGAAAGCAGCAUGCACUACUCCACGGACACUCGUACACCGCUCAUGCAAUCGGCUGCGAAGUUGCGAAUGAAACGGUGAAAAUGAUGCCAGCCAUCGUUGGAGGUGCGGAGCAUGUAGCUAUGAGAGAUGUUUGGAGAUGUAGCAAGUUUGAGAAGUCAGAACAGAAAGAGGCCCAGGUGAAUUGGAAACGUUCUCCAUCACUCCUCAGCGUCCCCUUGGAUGGCCCUAUGGAUGAUGAUGUACAUGCCUACUCCCUCUGGCACCCUAAUUUCUUAUCUGACGUCUCACAACUCGAUUCCGUGGAAGACGUAAUGGCAUUAGGUACAGUGUUGGCAAUCAGACUAAAGGAACUGGGUGGGAGUUACACAUCUACGUCCGCAGAGACCGUGUUUUCACCUCUCUCUCAAAUGUUAUCUCCUACUUCCCAUUCCACAACCCCCUCGAAAUUUGUACCAGGUACACUCUCUGCCCCGGUGUAUUCAAUCCACUUUCGCACCCUCGGGAAUGUAGCCUACUUUAUGACUUCCCUCAAUACCAGUCUAGAUGUGGUUAGAGAAGUGCAGGAACAAAUCUGGCAGAUCUUAUGCACCGGAAAGCUAUGA
Lentinula edodes (shiitake mushroom) is the source of this 2781-nucleotide messenger RNA. RefSeq names its product pyridoxal phosphate-dependent transferase. The transcript has 5 exons. Bases 1 to 2781 code for a protein of 926 amino acids. The record is from RefSeq and is a predicted model, not a curated record. Lineage: Eukaryota; Fungi; Basidiomycota; Agaricomycetes; Agaricales; Omphalotaceae. Gene Ontology annotation, biological process: biotin biosynthetic process. Gene Ontology annotation, cellular component: mitochondrion. Gene Ontology annotation, molecular function: S-adenosyl-L-methionine:8-amino-7-oxononanoate transaminase activity; dethiobiotin synthase activity; pyridoxal phosphate binding.